Acanthosepion pharaonis is the source of this 594-nucleotide messenger RNA. The record is from the annotation of a GenBank genome assembly. NCBI's taxonomy places the organism in Eukaryota, Metazoa, Mollusca, Cephalopoda, Sepiida, Sepiidae.
AUGGCUUUCUACAGCAGAACGGCCAGUCUCCUACUGCUGGUCACUCAUCUCUGUUCGGGGACCAGCCAAGUGACCGCAGACCCAACUUCCCCUAAUGGUAUAAUCUCUUGUGGAACUAGAUUAUAUAUAAGCAGCUCGGCAGAAGCUUUGAGAGGCAGAUUGACUGCAUACUGCUCUCUCAGUAACAUCUCUGUCUGUCUAUCUAUCUAUCUAUCUUUGUUUAUAUCUAUCUAUCUUUGUUUAUAUCUAUCUAUCUUUGUUUAUAUCUAUCUAUCUUUGUUUAUAUCUAUCUAUCUUUCUCAAGAUGAAAAUCUCUCAUUAUAUCGCUUUCUGCCUUAUCUUCGCGCCUUCCGUAUACGCGACGAACGCACUGACAUUUUGACUUUUGUCAAAUAUUUAUUCUUCAUACUAUUUAACACUAUCUUCACGUGUUUCUCUUUCUCUCUUUUUUUCUUCCCAUAUCGACUCUCUCCCUUUCUCUCUCACGUCUCUCUUUCUAUCCACUUUUCGCUCAGCUCUCUCCCUUUAAUUGGCUCACGUUUCUUUCUCUCUCUUAACUUUACACUCACGUCUCUCUCCCUCUCUUUAUUUUAA